UUUAAACAAGUUGACUUGGGGAAUUCCCUGGUGGUCCAGGGGUUAAGACUUGGGCUUUCACUGCCGUGGACCCAGGUUUGACCCCUGGUCGGGGAACUAAGAUCCCACAAGUGAUGCAGUGUGGCAAAAAAAAAAAAAAAAAAAAGUUGACUUGGGCUGCAGUAAAUGAUUUGGAGGGUGUGGUGUUAGAGACUAGUAUGCAGUGAAGAUGGAGAAAAGUGGGCAAAAUAUAAGAUUUUUGAAGGCAUGGCCCUUAGGAUUUGUUGAUGAACUGGCUGGCAGGGGACACAAGGGAAGAGGUAGAGGAUGGCUCCCCAACUCCUAGCUUUAGUAUCUAGUGGAUGAUGGUGCCAUUUCCCGAAGCAGGGUCCAGGGCAGACCACGUUUUUAGGGAAAAUCAAGAAUUUGGGCAUGAUAAACUUCAGAUGCCUAUGAGACAUCUAAGAGAAGACAAGCCUGGAGCCCAGAGGUCAGGGUGCGAGAAAGGAAUUUUGGUCUUCAGGAAACACAGCAGUGAGAGCUAUGUGACAGGAUGAAAUCAAGGAAGGGGAAAAGGAAAAAUGGCCCAUCGAGAGGUUAAUGGAGGAGGCAACAGCCAAGGAGGCCAAGGCAGCAACAGUGAGCUGGGAGGAAGACCAGAAGGCGGAAAGAGACCUUCAGAGAGAAGUCACCAACUGCGUGCAAUGCUGGAGGGUCAGGACAGAGGCCAGGAAAUACCUACUGGACGUGGUGACAAGGAGGUGAUGAGCAAUUCAGGCGAGAGCACCGUCAGUGACACGGCGGGGAGACACGGCGCUCUAGAGGGCAGGGAGUGAACAAUUUAGUUUUAGCAAAAUUCCAUCACAUUAAUCUGAAUUUGUCCUGUGAUUUUACACUUUGUAUUAUGAGCUGCAAGACAGCCUUGGAUAUGCGCCGAGUUUUGUAUUCGCACCUACUGUGCUUCAGUGAAUCCAAGGCUGCAUUGUAUGUCCCACUAAGAAAAAUGCUAAAAUGGCGGAGGCGACAAGACCUCUCCUGGCCCCAGUGACGAUGGCAGCGUUUCAUGAGGUGGAGAUCAAGGACUUCCAAUAUGACGAGGUCUCGGAGAUGUACUUCUACCCCUGCCCGUGUGGGGAUAACUUCUGCGUCACCAAGGAACAUACGGAGAAUGGGGAAGAUGUGGCAACCCGCCCCAGCUGCUCUCUCAUUAUAAAAGCGAUCUAUGACAAAGAUCGGUUUACAUGUGACGGGACAGUCCCAGCCGCUCCCCCCAACGAAGAACUAGUUAAAUGCCGAAGACUCAGGACUCCAGAGCCUCAACUUUGGGGAAGGAGCCAAGCUGGGAAAAUCAAACGCCACGUCACCGGCUUCUUCACGGGGACAAUCCUUGUGCAGUUUGCUAUUUGUUAGUGCGGAUUCUUUCCGUCGGCUGCCAGGUUCACCUCCAGCUGAAGAAGCAA
Globicephala melas (long-finned pilot whale) is the source of this 1439-nucleotide messenger RNA. RefSeq names its product diphthamide biosynthesis protein 3-like. The record is from RefSeq and is a predicted model, not a curated record. Lineage: Eukaryota; Metazoa; Chordata; Mammalia; Artiodactyla; Delphinidae.